CUUGGGAGCGACGGUGAACAGACUCCGUUCCUCUGUCCUAACCUUAACAUUCACAAACCGCUUUGACCACAAAAAGGGUGACUGAUUACGGCACCUGUCCCAUUUUCAUCAAAGAGGAAGAUCUAGAUCCGCUAGCGAUAUGCUGGUGGCCUCUCCCGCUACAGAUAACACUAUAAGCGAUCUAAAUAAUUCAGUCAAUUCGAUGCAAACUUCCACCCCACAGCAGUUGCUUGGCUCUAACAGUAAUAACUACUUGGAAAGUGCUGCAAACGUCGAUAGCUUUUUCACGGACGCACUGGAUGUUUUCAGUAAAGCUGGGACUCAACCACGCAUUGCACAUAACCACGCAGCACCAUCUGAUCCACUGACGGCUGACCCAUCUCCGUCUGGCAUCAGCUCCUUUAAAGAGGAGGAAGACCAAGAGGAAGAAGGCGAGGAAGAUGAACCAAAUGCGGUAACAUGGAAGCUCAAGCUAUCUCCUUCUAUGAUGAUUCUCGACACGAACAUUUUGACAGUGGCGGGUUUGGAGAAAGUGCUGGAACAGCUCAAGAUCAAUGUUCAACCCCAAGCUGAAGCCAACGAUUCAAAUUCCAUGUUGUAUGAUUUAUCUCCUAUCCUUACACCAUCGCAACGUAUGGUCAUACUAGGAGCCAUUAAAUCAGUAUACCCUUCCUACACCCUGGAGCCGAUCAAUUUGGCACACUAUCAAAACGUCAUGUGCACACAACUGACCAACGAAUGCGUGGAAGAAUUUUUUUCUUGCUUCAACGAGCCAGUCUGGAAUAUCAAUCGGUCCGCGUUCAUGUCGACUUAUAAUCCAACAGCCAUUCUGGAUUGGAAGUCUACUCAGUUUUCAGAAGGCAUCGAUGUUCUGUUACAAGCGUCUGUGUGCUCAGUUACCAUCGGUCACUUACUUUUAGUUCACCGACAGCUUCCCUACCUAAACGUUACUGGUUUGAUGGGGAUCUAUCAUUUGAAGGCCAAGGAAAUACUGGAGGACUACUUUGAUGUAGGCGAUAUCCGGGUCGUCAUGUCCCUCUUAAUGUUGUCUAACCCACCCAAUACGCCUGCUGGAGACUAUCUAACAUUAUCCCGCGAUAAAAAUAUCUAUCUGGAGCUAGCUAUCCGGAUGUCAGAUGCAAUUGGUCUAUUUGAAAUCGACCGGCGGAAAACUCUCAUCAGUAACGAACAUGAGCUGGAGAGAGGCCGACGGCUAGCUUGGGUCAUCUUGUGCAUGGAGUUCUUUUCGGCUAGUAAUACUACCGGUGGUACAGGCUACAUCGAUUUGCGUCAUUGGCAGGUCAACCUGCCCACAGCAUUACCCUCCGAACCGCAAACGACUCACAAGUCAAUCGAGUAUUUGUCGCAUUUUGGCCAAAUGGUGAUGCAAUAUAAAACUGGGUACCCUGGAAUAUUGCGCAUCACCCAUCAGACAGCCAUGAACGCGCAAAAUUUGCAACGUUUUCUCCAACCGCUAUUUACUCAGAUGAAAGAAAAUGCUACCAAAUUCUUGAAAUUGGAUGUAGACAGAGAAAUGUAUGGUGACUUGGAGCAAUUGUCUGCAGAACCAAUCCCUCAGCGGCCAUUCAGCAUUCUUGCGCUGAACCUUCACCUACUGUUCCAUUCUUUGGCUUUGAAUGUUUAUACCUCUUUUAUUCCUGUGAAGUCCAUUGCAUAUGACAAGAGCCUACAAGGUUUUCGGGAAAGACCUGUACAUACGUCGACGAAUAUCAACGCUAACUUAACAACCAGUCAACCUCAGAACAUACAUUAUCUGGGAGCGUCUCCACAUGGCUCGCCUGCCACCUCUCAAAUGUCCCCCAAGCCGUCCCAAGAUGUAUCAGCCACUCCAUCUCAGCUCUAUUGUACCGUAUCGGCAGUUGUCACGACGACGAUGAUGAUCGGUCUUUUGGAAGCUAUACUUCAGCGAGAUACCACCAUGUGUCAUCAUGAUCCUUUGUAUGGAUUGGUACAAUUGACGCACACAUGUCAAUAUAUAUCGAGUGUCAGCAAGGACGAUGGCGUUUUAUCGCUUUGUAGUAUAAAUAUCACUAGAGCUCGAAUUCUCUUGGAGCGCCUACCAUUAUGCCGUACUGGCGAUUCUAGGUGUAUGGAGUUACUUACUCGACUUCGAAUAUGGCAAGGUUUGGACCCUAGCAGCAAGAGUGUGCCCACCAGUCUUGUAGAGACGCAAAGCUUGCGAUCCUCUGGCCAAGAACUGGCCAACCAAUUGCAGCAAAGAGUCGGUAGUUUUAAUGAAAGUACCCCUUCAUGGUCGACACCUCGGCCAUCAUAUCCGUCGCGUCAUACCACUGAAACUUCAGACGACGAUCAGCAAGUCAAACUGGAGCCGGCUGAUGAUCGAAUGGGACCACAAGACGAAGAGUACUAUAGUGGAUCGUCGUACGAAGAUUAGAACGAUGAGUGUCGUGCUUCCCUUGAUGUUUUUUUUUUAUAGAAACGAUGGAGAGUUCUGUGUAUAAAUUUGGUUUUCUUUUUUUUUAUUGGGUCUGUUUGAUUAUCAAGAAAUAAAUUGUCAAAGAGAUCUCAGUUCGUCAGUCA
This is a messenger RNA of Umbelopsis ramanniana AG, 2562 nucleotides long. RefSeq lists its product as uncharacterized. Lineage: Eukaryota; Fungi; Mucoromycota; Umbelopsidomycetes; Umbelopsidales; Umbelopsidaceae. The record is from RefSeq and is a predicted model, not a curated record. Bases 140 to 2416 code for a protein of 758 amino acids. The transcript has a single exon.